Ambispora gerdemannii is the source of this 1671-nucleotide messenger RNA. The record is from the annotation of a GenBank genome assembly. Lineage: Eukaryota; Fungi; Glomeromycota; Glomeromycetes; Archaeosporales; Ambisporaceae.
AUGUCGAAUAUCGAUCCUACCAAAGACACGACUGUCCAAAUACAUGCGAAUGAGAAUGUUCUUUUGGAGAAAAAGUUAGAUGAUUUAUAUGAGUUGAUUGAUGGGAUUAAGAUCUGUAUGAUGACUACUCGUCGAGCAGAUGGAAACUUAACCUCACGCCCAAUGAACACACGCGACAGGACACCCGCAGCCGACAUCUGGUUCAUCGGGAACAAACAAUCACAAAAUUUUGAUGAACUCCUCACUGACCCCCACGUGAACCUCGCCUAUUAUAACGACGCGACGCACGAAUGGGUGAGCGUUUCGGGAGUCGCAAAGAUUGUUGACGAUUGUGAAAUGAUUAAAAAGUUGUAUACGCCUGAUUGUAAGGCAUGGUUUGGCGAUUUGGGCGAUGGUGUUCAUGACGGGUCGGCUUCUGAUCCGAGGAUUUCGUUGAUUUUCGUUGAAGCGAAUUCGGUAUCCUAUUCUAAACGAGACGCAUAUCCCUUUGUGCAAUGGUACAGAAUUAUCAAAGACUCAAUCACUGAGUUCGCAUUAGCGGCGACGAUAAAACCCACUGGUAGUAGUUCAAGUAGUAGUUCUACUUCUAAAGGUUAUGGUAAUUCUGGCUCAAGUAGUUCAAGUAACAAUUGGGUGUUUUGGUAUUAUUAUUAUAAUGGCACUGGAUAUGACCGGCGUUGUGCGAAUUUUUGUAUUCUGACAUUUAGCCUUCUUGCGUUUAUCCUUUUUAUGAUAAUUUUAUGUGGAUGUUAUCGAUGUUUUAAUAUUUAUCGUCGAUCGAUAAAAGAAGAAAAAGAGGAGAUUGAACCACCUCUUGAUUCUUCACAUAUUUCUCAAUUACCACAAUCAGAUGACUCAUCGUAUUCUCAACACCACCCCAUCGUUACAGUACAACCUAGUAAUCAUAAUCCUAACAACAUACCUCCACCACCAUACAAAGCAUCUCCAAGUGAUUAUCGUCCUUCACACACUCUUGCAGAAACACAAGCUGAUUCCACAUUAACACAGUUACCUCCUGAAGACCAUCAACAAUAUAUUUUAGCAAUGGGUGGAUCAAAGGCAUGGAAACUCGUUUAUAACUCUGCUCCUUCUUCAGUGCCAGGUCAACAUUGGCCAGUUACAAUGAAUGAUAAUGGAAGAAUUGCCACUCUGCAUCCAGCAAAGGACGUUAAUAUUUCUUUGCUAACAAAUUACCCAGCUUUUGUACCAUCCGGAGCAGUUACUAAAGAUAGGAAUCGAGGGUUGAUGCAUUACUUUGAGUUUACAAUUUUAAGUAAUCCGGAAUCAGCAAAAACAAAAAUUGCGAUUGGAGUAGCUACGAAAAAUUAUCCAGCAAAUAGACUUGUAGGAUGGGAUCGUGAAUCAGUAGGCUAUCACUCUACAGGACAAUGCUUUCACAACAAUCCUUCGGAAUCAGGAGACAAUUAUGGUCCGGAAUUCGGAAAAGCAGGCGACGUAAUCGGGUGUGGUUAUUACCCUGUUUCCGGGAUAAUAUUUUUUACGAUAAAUGGCAGCAACUAUGGCGAAGUAUGUAAAAAUCAUCAAGUUUGGUAUCCGGCUGUUAGCGCAAGUGGGCCUUGUCAAGUGGCAAUUAAUUUCGGCGAUCCAGAAGAUGAAAAGUUUUUGUACCGAGCUGCUCGUGGGUUUGGAAUCGGUGCACCAUACUUUUAG